Molecule: messenger RNA, 5254 nt
Organism: Porites evermanni
Lineage: Eukaryota; Metazoa; Cnidaria; Anthozoa; Scleractinia; Poritidae
Source: the annotation of a GenBank genome assembly
GUGGAUAUGAGAAUUUAUUUCAUGGUCUUCACUCUACUGGUGUACAACAAAUUCCACUUCUUUGAGGGUAAGAUGAACCAAAACAGGCUGUAAUAACCAAUUACUACUUAUGGCCUGUGAUUAUUGAUUAUUACUGUAAAAUUAAGAAAUAAGAUAGUGCUGAAUUAACAAUUUCACUCUAAUGAAGGAACAUGCCUGAGCAAAAAGCAUUUUUCAGAAUAUCACGCAUGCAAGAUUAACUUGAGCUUGCAUCUUUAUUCUGGAAAACAAAAACCACCGAGGUAUUUCUCGCAACGGGAGAUAUGAAUUGGAAGCGUGGGUGUUGUAUCUCUAGCAAACCUUAAACUAUCUCAGACCAAAAUAUGGGAUUUUGCCCACCCUAUUUCGAACCUCAAGACCAAAACAAAAUUUAUCAUACCCUAUCUCAGACUAGACUGGCCGCUCCAGCGUCAGCCUUUCAGAUUAGGGCUUUAGAAUUACUAUCGAAGCGCACAUUUUAGGAAUUAAGGUAAACAUGCGUAAUAAAUGAAAAAUUUCGUUCUUUAAAGCCAUACCUAGACCCAACGGUGCCCCACCAAAUUUCAGAACAAGUGGGCUCACAGACCAAAACCAUUUACGCCGCACACACCUACAUAUACCUUGGAUAAGAGAAUCCACUCGUUCCCCGUAGUAACACCAUACUAAUAAGAGGGUCUCAGUGGGGUUUAUCGUUAGCCCUAAAACUGCUAAAAAAUUGUAACGUUUAGUGGCAGGAACGAGAAGAAGAAUAUUACCUGGUUCUGUGGCGUUCCGAAAAAAUUGGACAGAUCUUGUUGUGGUGCCCGGGAGCUCGCAAUAUAACAUGUUGGUUGGAAACAUUGAGAAGUCGGUAAGCAAAUUAAUAGUACUGUCUUCCUAGCUUUUUCCCUUCCUAGUCGUUCAAUAGCACAAGAUAUACUGCCACCUAGCCAUAAUCUUCCCCGUAAAUUGUUUCCAUUACAGUAUUGUAAUAAAAUGCACGAUUUCUUUUUAUGCCCCUUUUUCUUUUAGAAGCGGCGAGCUUUUAAAAGAGAAAUUCAUUUUGUUUCCUAUUUAUUCUUUAAGAUUCAAGAGGCCUUUAAAAAUGAUUCUAAUCUUCAAAAUGUGAGGGUGAUACGAUUGAGGUAGGACAUUUGCUUGUUUACUUUAAAUUUUAACCGGUUGACUGAUAGUAGUAUUUUCAAGUAACUUUUAUAUUUUGCAUUCGAAAAGCCAAUCACAGCGCGCGCUUCGAUCCAUCUCUUAUCUUUAUUGUUCAUUUAAGAUAUUGCAACGUAUCUGAUUGGCCUAAAGACUGCCCUUUUUGAAACUGAAAGAAUCACGUGAAUGCGUACAAGAAUUUUUCCAGAAAAGUUGGUAUGCAGUUUAUUCCAGAGCUUGUGAUAAUAGUUGGCAGAUUGGAAAGCCUAGCGAAUACGAAGCAGCUCAUGACUAAAAUAUCCAAAGAACAAAAAAUGCCACUGUGCUUGAAGCCUUUGGAAAGUUGACUCUUUUGGACCGCUUCUGUACGAAAAAAAAAUAUUCGGGUCCGAAAACUGCCGAGAAACUGCAAAACGUUUGACGAAAUUGUACGUAGAGUUGUAAGGUAAAUUGUGAUACGUUAUCGGCUUGAAAAUACUUUAAAACAAGACAAAAAAAUGGUCAUGAACUUAUUGUUAGUGUUGUUCUUGUUCUUGUUCUUCUUGUUCUUGUUCUUCUCCUUAUUAUUAUUAUUACUAUUAUUGUCGUUGUUGUUAUUGUUGUUGUUGUUGUUAAUAAGUUGUAUUUAUGUUGAUGAAAUUAUCACGACCACUUUACCGAGCCAACAUCGAACUGGAAAAGUGGAAUCGAAUGUCUUUUAUUAACUUGUCUUCGUAUAUACGAAAAAACGUCAUUAAUGAAUUAUUGUUUUUGUGCGAAAUAACAAUGAUAUUUUGCACUUAACCUACAUGUGCAGGAAACUCGAGGGAACUAAAAAUUCUACGGUGCACGGAAAUCUCGAGGUGGAUUUUCAGUUGGAAUUGAACAACCAGGCUCUAGCAAGAAGCAGUGUUCGUCGUGUUUUCUGGGUGAUAAAAAAUGGUACUUUGGAUGGAAUACCACUUCAAAAAGGAUCGUUAUUGCUGCAUGGGCUAGGUGGGUGUAUAUGAAAAAGUAGGAAACUGCUAUUUUUCUGAGCAAACUAACAGCGUGCUAUUCACUUGCUUGACCUUUGCGAUUUGCAUCUUGUUUCGGGUGAGUCUUCUUUCUCUCUCCUUUUAUCUUCUUCUCCAUGAUGUGUCCUUAUCAUUAUCAUCAUCGUCAUCAUCAUAAUCGUCAUCAUCGCGCAAGGAAAGAUAAUCCACAAUUUGAAAAAUGCAUUUUGGACUGAAUUUGGAUGGAAUUCGUUUGAAUACUAGAACUGACAGGAGGCAGAAUUAGCACAGUCAGUUUGUGCGGGGCCUGUUGUGCGGGAGGUCCCACCCGGCUUCGAAUCUCACAGUGUGACCUCAAAGACUUUUUUCCUUUCCGGUAGAUUGAAGUAGCUUUAAAUACCCGUAAAACGGGGCACUGAUGGAGAAGGGAAGGGGAGAGGUAUAAAGUGAGCGCACCUUCGGCUUUAGGUUUGUCAGCCAGAUGACUAUUUCGAGCUAUUGACGUAAAAUAACGAUUCUUUACUUUUUUUCACAUAUUUCGGCCAACGCCCUAAGAUUCAUCCAAGUGCAACAGUUCUCCCACUAUCUACUGACACACACUUUUCUUUUCAGCUUUACCAGUGUUUCCUAACAAGUGGCCAUCAGGGGACUACGGUCUCCCAAAGCCAACUUCAGGAUGUCCUGAUAAAAACUGGAGAGAAGGUUUUAGAUAUCAAGACUCUGAAAAUGUUCAAAAUACGAACUUGGUAUCGAACGGAAGCCAUCUCUCGGGAAGAGUGAGCCAACAUGGUGUUAGACAGGAAUUCUGUAUGCACCAUGAUACACCUGCAGGUGAAUCCAUCCCAUGGCCUCGGGGAAAGUAUUGCAUUUAUAGGAAAGGAGGAAAAUGUCCACUUGGCUUAAGCGAGGGUACGUUGAAAAAUGGUAAAUUGAGGAUACCAGCAAGGACUGUUUUCAGUUUGAUACUGCUCGCUAUAUUUUCUAAUUCAAAACGAUUAAAUUUUAUUCAUUCUAAUUAAAGCUUUCAAAAAAAGUAAUAGGCUAAAUGAGAUUGCUUGAAUAGCUCGUCCUCGGUAAGAGAAGCUUAAGGACUGCAAAAUUUUAAUUAAAAAAUAACUAAAAUUGAAGUAAAAUACUCAAAACAAAACAAACCAAACAAGCGUUUGCCUGCCGGGACCUUAACUUGCCCCUGAUUGUAUUUUCUUCAGGCAAAUUUUAUGCCCUAUGAUUAAUCUCUUAAUAUUGUUUCAGGUUGGAUUCGAUGGGAUGAUGAAAACAGGAAAAUAGACUUCCCAAAUUCUCUGGGAGGAGAUCUUCCUGAUGGUAUAUAUGGGCAAAAUACCUUGAUUUAUUUUUGUUGUAGCAUAUCAGGAAGGAAGUCCGCUGCUAUUUCUUUGCCGUAUAAAACUCCGUUUUAUUUGAUCGCCUAUGGUUCAUCUGAAUGCCAACAAGUCCGCUAUCACAAGGCAAGUUUCUGCUUCAAAUUCAACUCUAGUGAAUUCUAAUUCUCCGAUAGAAGAUACUGAAUUAGCUAAGUCAGGAUAAAACAGAUAAAAGCACACCUACUUCAAAUUCUCAUUCCUUGUUACAUCUAUAAACGAGAAACAACCUCGUCCCCAGGGCGCUUUUCCAUGGCUUUGGAGGAGCCAGGGAAAAGCGCCCUGGGGACGAGGUUGAACGAGAAAAGGAGCCUAUUACAUUUUAAGGGUAAAUGGGUUCCAGACAAUGAGUAAUAUAAACUGUCUAUUCAACUGUCCAGUUAGAUAAAAUGAGUUUUCUGCAGCUUUUGUAGAUCAUCAUAAAGUCAGCUAUCUUUCCAAGUAUUUUCUGAUUCGAGAAACAACAAAAGUUCAAUUAUUGCGUUAGCCUUCUUUCACUGUGCCUGAUCCCUCAUGGUGGCCAGCGGUUACGUUUAAGGUUAAAUUUGAUUGGUUGGGGAUUGAAAGAUUCAUCUUCUAAUAGCACCUUAUCUUGGGCUGCAUCGUGAAAGUUAUUGCAUAUUGUUGUACAUGUACAUUAAUUACUUAAGCGUAAAGUCAACUGGUUAUUUUUUCCUCUACGCAGGUUACUUCGGAAUAUCUUCAAUUUGACGACGAAGACCAAGAAAAUACUAAUUCGCAUAGCAGAAUAUCACCUUAUGGAGCAUCAGAGGAUCCUUAUAACAACCGUCUAUACUACUGUUACUAUCAGCCAAGUAAGUCAUUCUUGUUUGAGCUUUUGAGAUAUCGAAUCCGUGUUGUAUAAUGAAGACACUGUGAUGAGUCAAAUCAGGAUUGUAAGUCCUGCUAAUCAAGCGACUGCCAAUCUAUUUUUCAGUUCCUUGUGAUGUCAUUGCUGACGCUGCCUGCCUCAACCGAGAUCCAGUCACGACGGAAAUGGAAGAAAGAAUCAAGGUGUUGUUACACAAAGAUCUGUUACGUAGUCUCGGAACUUGCAGCUUCUAUUAUACUGUCAUGUUAGCUUGUGGUUGUAGAAAGAAUGGUUGUCUGGAGUCACCAUCCUUGGUUUUUCUUGAUGGGCAUAAGCAACUCAAGAGAAUUCUACUGCUCUCGCGUCUGCCAGGAAAAUCCUUCAAUGCAUGCAGGCCACAUUUUCUCUUUCCAGUACCGGAUCCAGACCUUGAGAUAAGUGGGGUGGGGGGUUGGUCAUCUAGACUUUUAGAUAAGAGUGGCCGCGGUCUCCAAAAAAAAUUUUUUCAUCCCUUCGGGCCUUAGUUUGGUCUAAAAUAAGGGGGGGGGGGGGGGGGACCCCCCCUAGGCCCCCCAUUCGCUUUUCCCCCCCCCAGGGGGGGGGGGGGGGGAGGACCCUCCCCUAGAUCCGCCAUUGCUUUGUACCCUCCCUAUCCUGCUUACAGGUUGCUGUCCUGUGAACGUCUAUGAUUGGUUCCACUUCCCUUUAUCUUUCAAAAAUUAAGUUUUGCUUGAUGAAAGUCUGAUUUACAACAGAUAUCCGAAGCUAACCCCACUUUCUAUUUUAUUUUGCAGGUAACAUUUGUGCCAGAGAAAACCACAACUCGAGCUACUAAGUUUAUGAGUGGGAGCGGAGUGGGGAUUUUUCUGAUGGGCACUGCAUUCAUAGCUGUAUUUGCAAGAAGAUUUAUAACGCGAUCAAGAGCGAUUUAG